AUGGAUAAGCGGGAGCAGCAUAAGGUGGUGCUGAUAGUAACAAAAGCGGCGUUCGAGAUGCUAAGUCGGUUACUUCUCGCCAUGGCUAAUUCGGGAGCUGACGCCAGUUCGCCGAUCGUGAACUUGCCAAAUUUAGGCGCCUUGCGAGGCUCCACGGGCACAGGUGCAUGGACGGGUCGAAAGUUUUCCCAAUUUUUGGGGGUGCAUUACGCGCAGUCAACCGCCGGUGAAAACCGAUUCAAGCCGCCAAAGAAAGUACAGCCAUGGCAAGGAAUUAAGGAUGCCACCCGUCACGGCAUGCCGUGUCCGCAGAUGAAGCUUAUUUCCUCCUUUAAGGGUAAAGCAUUCGUGCCGGAUCUGGAGGAUUGUUUAACCGUGUCGGUAUACAGCUCCGAUCUCGGCGCGAGAAGACCGGUGAUGUUUUUCAUUCACGGCGGAGGUUUCCAUGAAGGCAGUGCGAAAAAUCAAACGGCCGAAUUUCUGCUGGAACGCGACGUCGUGCUAGUUGUCGUUCAGUAUCGUUUGGGUCCGCUCGGAUUUCUUGCGACAAAAACGGAAGCAAUUCCCGGCAAUGUGGCCCUGAUGGAUCUUACGCUUGCCCUCGAAUGGGUGCAGGAAUAUGUGGAGCAUUUCGGUGGUGAUCCAAACAGCGUGACCGUGUUUGGCCAGUCGGCAGGAGCGGCCGCCAUAUCGGCACUUUUGUACAGCCCCAAGGUAGCGGAGGGACUGUUUCACAAAGUCAUACUACAGUCGGCUGGAUCCGCUUCGCCCUGGGUUUGGGAUACGAAUCCCGUCGAUAGCGCGCACGAUGUGGCAAUCAAUGCCGGGUGUCCUGAUUCUGCUUCCCAGGAGGAGGUGGAAGAGUUUCUACAAACGGUCGAUGUGUGGACGUUGUUACGGAGCUUUAUUGAUCUUAAAGUGCAGCGAAGCGUGUCGCAGGGCUUGGAUCACGUCGGUGGCAAUCGACUCAUUACCGGAGAUUAUCACGGCUUCCUGCCACAAACGCCGUGGGAUUGUAUGAAGCAAGGAAAGAUACGGAAAAAUCUCCCAAUGAUGGCUGGUGUGACCAAGCACGAAGGCACAUUUCUCCUGACGACCGUGUACGAUCACUUCAAGCGCACGGGCCAGCUGGAUGAUCCGAAUUUCACCAGAUAUUUUCUGGUGGAUGCAAUCAAUAAAUUUCUAGGUGCAAGCGAUGCAACGGGAGCAUUGGGCGGUUAUGAGACGCGAACGUUGUUCUCGUCGGAGGAACUGAAAAGUGGCAGCUUUGGUGAGAUGGCUGAUGGGUUGAUUGAUCUUGCCGGAACCAUUCUAAUAAAAGCCCCACUUUUACGAGAAGCGCAAGCAAGUGCGAGGUUCAACCCGAACAGUACAUUCCUCUACUCGUUCGAUUAUGCCGGUGAGAAGACACGGUUUGGAUACGGAAGCGAUACGUCCCAUUAUCCCUUCGAGGGUGGUGUCCACCAUUCAGACGAUAAGAUGUACCUGUUUCCGUAUCCGCCUGGGAACGCAGAUGUGCUGAACGAAAAGGAUACGGCCAUGGCCAAGCUGAUGGUUGAUCUAUGGACAUCGUUUGCAGCGGAAGGAAUACCGAAAUCGGAUCAUCUGACCGUCCAAUGGGAUGCAAUGAAAAAUUACGCAGGUCCGUACUUACACAUAAAUGAUCCGCCCAGCAUCGGAGACAACUAUUACGAAGAAUUUACGGUAGCGAGCGACGAGAAGCGAAAGAAACGUAAUAAGGAUAGCGUGUAGACAAUCGUACGGAG
Anopheles nili is the source of this 1766-nucleotide messenger RNA. RefSeq names its product glutactin-like. Lineage: Eukaryota; Metazoa; Arthropoda; Insecta; Diptera; Culicidae. The coding region runs from base 1 to 1752 and encodes 583 amino acids. The transcript is spliced from 6 exons. The record is from RefSeq and is a predicted model, not a curated record.